Molecule: messenger RNA, 1691 nt
Organism: Folsomia candida
Lineage: Eukaryota; Metazoa; Arthropoda; Collembola; Entomobryomorpha; Isotomidae
Product: malate dehydrogenase, mitochondrial
Exons: 8
Coding region: 193-1209 (338 amino acids)
Biological process (GO): tricarboxylic acid cycle; carboxylic acid metabolic process
Cellular component (GO): mitochondrion; cytoplasm
Molecular function (GO): L-malate dehydrogenase (NAD+) activity
Source: RefSeq, a predicted model, not a curated record
CCUCCUCUCUCACCGAUGAUGGCAGGGCUUCCUCAUUCGCUCCCCGAUGCCUGAACAAUUAACAACUUUCUCUGGACGAUAACAAGUUCUCAAAUACUUUGCAUAACAGCACAUUUACGACUCUUUGACUCACGUUAGGGAAAUUGAGACAGAUUUACCAAUAACAAUUUUUAAAGUAAACAAUUUGUCAUCAUGUACAAACUGAGAGCAACCAAGCCAUUGUGGGAUGUUGCAACAAAGUCAUUUUCCACGUCGAAUGCGAACAAUACUAAAGUGACCGUGUUGGGAGCAUCGGGUGGAAUUGGUCAACCUUUGUCCCUUCUCCUCAAAACGAACCCGCUAAUACAGGAACUGGCCAUGUACGAUAUUUUGUAUUCACCGGGUGUAGCUGCUGACCUAAACCAUGUUGCAACGCCUUGCAAGGUCAAAGGUUAUGGUCCCGGUCAAAUAAGAGAUGCCUUGGAUGGGGCAGACAUUGUUCUCUGCGCUGCUGGGGUCCCUCGGAAGGCUGGACAGACCAGAGAAGAUCAGUUUAAUGUGAACUCGAGGAUCGUCAAGGACUUGGCAGUGUCAUGCAGUAUGAUGAACCCCAAUGCAAUUUAUGGCAUCGUCUCAAAUCCUAUCAACAGCACGGUGCCACUGUUUUCGGAAAUGUUUAAAAAGGCUGGAGUUUUGGAUGAAAACAAAAUAUUAGGAAUUACCACACUUGGACCUGUUCGUGUCAGCAGCUUUAUUUCUCAGGAGAAGGGUUGGGACCCUUCAAAGAUAUUUUGCCCAGUAAUCGGGGGUCACAGCGGGGUCACUAUCGUCCCAGUACUUAGUGCUUGCACACCCGCCCCCGACCUUUCUAUGGAUAAGCUCAAACUUAUUACGCUCAGAGUCAGGGAAGCCGGCGUCGAGAUCGUGGAAGCAAAGCAAGGUUCGGGAACAGUUACGUUGUCCAUUGCCUGGUCCGCAGCAAAGUUCGCCGAUUCUAUUUUAAGGGCGUUGAAGGGUGAAAAAGGCGUGAUUGAGUGCGCGUACGUCAAGAGCAAUGUGGCUUCGACUAGAUAUUUCUCAAAUCCAGUGGAGCUCGGGCCGAAGGGAAUCCACAAAAAUUUGGGCAUGCCGAAGCUAAAUGACUAUGAAAAAUCAUUACUGGAGGAGUGCUUACCGAUUUUGACUCAGCAUAUCAAACAAGGGGAAGCUUUUGCAGCUGCAAAAAUUUAAGACAUAAUGCUGUCAACAAUCCUGAAAAAAUCAAAGUGAGAUUAUUAUAUUUAGUUGCUUAUCAUAGCUAGAUAUCGAACAUGUUUCAUCACUGCUAUUGUUUAUGUAAUUGUACAUACAUUGUUUAUUAUACCCUAUACAUGCAUAAAUGACUGAUUUGUUGUUAAGUAUGUAACAUAUUUAUACGUAGAUACCUCAAUCCAGUCAUCAGUUUUAGUCUGAACAAGAAACGAUAUUCUAAAUAACCAAGUUGAGAAUAGUAUUCAGUUAUAAUAGUUAGUAGCGUACUUAGUACUACAUAAUCACUGUAGUUAUUAAUUUGAAUAUUUAUUUUUAUGAGGAUAUAUACGUGCCACACAACAUGAAACUGAAUAUUAUAUCAUUUACAUUACUCUCUUUAUUCAUAUGUAUCGUGCAAAAUGGUUUAUGACGCUUUAACAAAUUUCCCUCUACUAGUAGAAAUAAAGCAAUUUUUUUCAAAA